This is a messenger RNA of Pyricularia pennisetigena, 3624 nucleotides long. RefSeq lists its product as uncharacterized. The record is from RefSeq and is a predicted model, not a curated record. The coding region runs from base 1 to 3624 and encodes 1207 amino acids. The transcript is spliced from 3 exons. Gene Ontology annotation, biological process: endocytosis; actin filament organization; vesicle transport along actin filament. Gene Ontology annotation, cellular component: vesicle; microvillus; myosin complex. Gene Ontology annotation, molecular function: microfilament motor activity; ATP binding; actin filament binding. NCBI's taxonomy places the organism in Eukaryota, Fungi, Ascomycota, Sordariomycetes, Magnaporthales, Pyriculariaceae.
AUGGGCAUUACACGGCGAGGGAAAGACAAGGCUGCCGCCGGGCAGGCAGCCGCGGGCGGAGCAGCGGGCGGCAGAGCGAGGCCCAAGAAGGCAACGUUCGAAACGAGCAAGAAGAAGGAUGUCGGAGUCUCAGACCUGACCCUUCUCAGUAAGGUCUCCAACGAGGCGAUCAACGAGAACCUGCAGAAGCGAUUCGAGGGAAGGGAAAUCUACACAUAUAUCGGCCAUGUGUUGGUUUCGGUCAACCCCUUCAGGGACCUGGGAAUCUACACAGACCAGGUCCUGGACAGCUACAAGGGCAAGAACCGUCUCGAGAUGCCGCCGCACGUCUUCGCCAUCGCCGAGUCGGCCUACUACAACAUGAAGGCGUACAAGGACAACCAGUGUGUUAUCAUUUCGGGCGAAUCGGGAGCUGGCAAGACGGAGGCCGCGAAGCGCAUCAUGCAGUACAUCGCGAGCGUGUCAGGGGGCGACACGACCGAUAUUCAGCAGAUCAAGGACAUGGUGUUGGCCACAAAUCCUCUUCUGGAGUCCUUUGGCAACGCCAAGACUUUGAGGAACAACAACUCAUCGCGGUUCGGAAAGUACCUGCAAAUACACUUCAACUCGGUUGGCGAGCCGGUGGGUGCCGACAUCACGAACUACUUGCUGGAAAAGACAAGAGUGGUGGGCCAGAUCACAAACGAGCGCAACUUUCACAUCUUUUACCAGUUCACCAAGGGAGCCUCGGAGAACUACCGGCAAAUGUUUGGCAUUCAGAAGCCAGAAACCUACAUCUACACCAGCAGAUCCAAGUGUCUCGACGUCGACGGAAUAGACGAUCUUGCAGAGUUUCAAGACACGCUAAAUGCCAUGAAGGUCAUUGGAUUGUCGCAAGGGGAGCAAGAUAAUGUUUUUCGAAUACUGGCUGCUAUCCUGUGGACCGGCAACCUCGUUUUCCGUGAAGACGACGACGGCUAUGCAGCCGUAACAGACCAGUCUGUGGUGGAAUUCCUGGCCUACCUGCUUGAGGUCGACCCCCAGCAGCUCGUUAAGGCUAUCACCAUUAGGAUCUUGACACCGAGGAGCGGGGAAGUCAUCGAAUCCCCUGCCAAUGUCGCACAGGCGAUGGCAACCAGGGACGCUCUGGCCAAAUCACUAUACAACAACCUCUUUGACUGGAUCGUCGAGAGAAUAAACCAGUCGCUCAAAGCUCGCCAACCGACGAGCAACACCGUUGGCAUCCUGGAUAUUUAUGGUUUCGAGAUUUUCGAGAAAAACAGUUUCGAACAACUUUGCAUCAACUACGUAAACGAAAAGCUUCAGCAAAUCUUCAUUCAACUUACUCUGAAAGCCGAGCAGGAAGAGUACGCACGUGAACAGAUCAAGUGGACUCCGAUCAAGUACUUCGACAACAAGAUUGUGUGCGACUUGAUAGAAAGUGUACGGCCUCCGGGAGUCUUUUCUGCCCUAAAAGACGCCACCAAAACCGCGCAUGCCGAUCCGGCAGCCUGUGACCGUACGUUCAUGCAGAGCGUCAACGGCAUGUCAAAUGCGCAUUUGAUCCCAAGGCAAGGCAGCUUCAUCAUCAAGCACUACGCCGGUGACGUGGCCUACACAGUUGAUGGAAUCACAGACAAGAACAAGGAUCAGCUUCUGAAGGGUCUCUUGAGCAUGUUCCAAGUCAGCCAAAACCCGUUCGUGCAUACUCUCUUCCCGAACCAGGUGGAUCAGGACAACCGCAAGCAGCCACCAACCGCAGGAGAUAGAAUUCGUACCUCGGCGAAUGCACUGGUCGAGACAUUGAUGAAAUGUCAACCCUCAUACAUCCGAACAAUCAAGCCGAACGAGAACAAGUCACCGACCGAGUACAAUGUCCCCAAUGUGCUGCAUCAGAUCAAGUAUCUUGGUCUGCAGGAGAACGUGCGCAUUCGUCGCGCUGGAUUCGCAUACCGACAAUCAUUCGAGAAGUUUGUCGAUCGCUUCUUCCUCUUGUCACCUGCGACAUCGUACGCGGGUGAAUACACGUGGGAAGGAUCGUAUGAGGCUGCGGUCAAGCAGAUCCUCAAGGACACCAGCAUUCCCCAAGAAGAGUGGCAGAUGGGUGUCACGAAGGCUUUUAUCAAAUCACCCGAGACUCUCUUUGCUCUGGAGCACAUGCGUGACAGAUACUGGCACAAUAUGGCAACGCGCAUCCAGCGUAUGUGGAGAGCGUACCUGGCCUACAGGGCAGAGUCUGCAGCUCGGAUCCAGACAUUCUGGCGCAAGAAGAGGACAGGGGCUGAGUACCUGCAACUCCGAGACCACGGGCACAGAGUCUUGCAGGGGCGCAAGGAAAGGAGGCGCAUGUCCAUACUCGGAUCGAGACGAUUCAUUGGCGACUACUUGGGCAUCAAUGCUUCUAGCGGGCCUGGCGCUCACAUUCGCAAUGCUAUCGGCAUUGGGAGCAAUGAAAGGGCCGUGUUUUCCUGUCGUGGUGAGAUUCUUGAGGCCAAGUUCGGUCGUUCAAGCAAGGCAAGCCCACGUAUCUUGAUUGUCACCAACAGCAAAUUCUACGUCGUCGCGCAGAUGCUGGUCAACGGGCAAGUGCAAAUCACCGCUGAGAAGGCGAUACCUCUCGGUGCUAUCAAGUUCGUGGGGGCAUCUAGCUGCCGUGAUGAUUGGUUCUCUCUCGGUAUCGGGUCGCCGCAAGAAGCGGAUCCACUGCUCAACUGUGUGCUGAAGACAGAGAUGUUCACGCAGAUGGAGCGAGUGAUGCCUGGAGGUUUCAACCUAAAGAUCGGAGACUCGAUCGAGUAUGCCAAGAAGCCAGGCAAGAUGCAAGUUGUCAAGGUUUUGAAGGAUUCUCCCAACCCUGUGGACUUUUACAAGAGCGGCGCUGUGCAUACUCAACAAGGAGAGCCACCCAACUCGGUCUCACGUCCGACACCAAAGGGCAAACCGGUGCCUCCACGACCGAUCACGAGAGGAAAGCUCAUCAGACCGGGCGGACCCAAUGGACGACCGUCUAGGGGCACAACAAACAGGACAGCUCAACCAAGACCAGGUGCAAGUGCAAGUGCGGCGGCAUCCCGGCACGUGCCGCAGCCGCAGGCACAAGUCGCUGCCAGCAUUCCUGUGCGAACGCAGCAAUCCUCACAAACAUCCUCGGCAGCAGCCCGCGCGCCACCACCGCCGCCCCCUGCGGCCCCUCCCGCAAAGGCAAAGAUCAUGGCCAAGGUGCUCUAUGAUUUUGCUGGUCAGAAGGAAAACGAAAUGUCGAUCAAGGAGGGAGACCUUAUUGAGAUUGUGCAAAAAGAGAACAAUGGAUGGUGGCUUGCUAAGAGCGGUAACCAGCAGGCGUGGGUACCGGCGGCAUAUGUCGAGGAGCAGAAGCAGGCUCCUCCGCCAGUUGCGGCUUCUCGGCCCCCCCCGCCAGCCCCUCCGGCAGCCAACGGCAAGAACAAGCCGUUGCCCCCAGCGAAGCGUCCAGCUGCUGGAAAGAAGCCUGCCAGUCUUCAGCCGCGUGACUCCGGCAUGAGCCUAAACGGAUCCGACGGUAGCCGCAGCAACACGCCGACUCCGAGCCUGGGCAACAGUCUGGCUGACGCGCUGCUUGCGAGGAAGCAGGCCAUGGCGAAGAAGGACGAUGAUGAUGACUGGUGA